Paramuricea clavata is the source of this 663-nucleotide messenger RNA. The record is from the annotation of a GenBank genome assembly. NCBI's taxonomy places the organism in Eukaryota, Metazoa, Cnidaria, Anthozoa, Malacalcyonacea, Plexauridae.
AUGAGUCGAAGAAAGGCUAUAGCCAAUGGUUGCACAACUCAAGAGAUCAAUGGAGAAAAUAUAAGCACUGGUUUUGUGGAGACUGAUGAUGAGGAAACAUUUAUGAACAAUCUCUUCGAGAAAGAGGAUGAUGCCAACUCACAGGUUAAGCAGCCAGAAUUACAAGAUGUAGAGAACAACAGUGAAUCGGAGGAGAGUGACACCACACUAGAUUCUAGAAAGAGAAUUGUUCCAGUCAACUCCACUCCAAAGUUUGUCGAGAACAAAAGAAAGAAGUUAAAGAAGCAGUUGUCGGCAAAGCAAAGAGAUAUGGUUCUUAUGAAUGCAGCAAAGAAAGAAAUUGAUUUGAAAACUAGUAUUCCCCAUGGGUUGCUGGAGUCAAAUAAAGGUAUUAACAGUGCAAUGAGUGAAAUGGCAGACUCCAUUCGUUCCCUAGGAACUGGACUAGUUCAGGGAUUUGGAUUACUUGCCCAGGCAUUAUCUCAAAACCAACAACAACAACAUCACCCAGCCUUUGGGAACUUUGGUGUGAAUUAUCAACCAUUAGCAGGGUUCCCCAAUACCCAGUACCACAGUCAACAUAUAAAUCACCAAUGGGUUGCUACUCAGUCUCAGCAAUCUGAAUCAGGUGGUACAGAUAAGGGCUAUGUCACUUUGGAGUGA